Molecule: messenger RNA, 2858 nt
Organism: Oncorhynchus kisutch (coho salmon)
Lineage: Eukaryota; Metazoa; Chordata; Actinopteri; Salmoniformes; Salmonidae
Product: calmodulin
Exons: 6
Coding region: 573-1022 (149 amino acids)
Cellular component (GO): myosin II complex
Molecular function (GO): calcium ion binding
Source: RefSeq, a predicted model, not a curated record
UACAUUGGCUUAGUUGAAGCUCAUCUCAUUACACCACUGUGGUCAUACUUGAUCAAAAAUAAGAGCUAUCAAAUUGACAAUGUAUAUCCAUUUCAAAUAUUGUAUGUUCACCGCUUCGAUAGACUGAAAUAAUGGGCGCGUCUGCUUCUCAUCAAACAGAAUCCUGCAGUAUCUCUGCGCGAUUCGUGCAAGUAGUACAAUGACUUUGUUGUUUGAUAAGUAACAGGGGACGGUGCUAGGCAAUUUCAGUGAGUGCAGUGAUCAAUAUAAAGCGAAUAGAUUAUUAUAUUCUGACGCAUUUGUGGUGUGCAGUUUUAAGAUUGGCAGGUUCGUCGGAGGGGGGUGAAGAAAGAUGUCACUUCGCGGAGCGAUAUAGUGCAAAUGAGGCCACAUCGGCAGUGACGCGGUCCCUAGUGUUUCCGGGCAACUUCGCAGAGAAGGGACUGAAUACCUCUAGCGAAUUGUUUUUCAGCACUAAACAACGAUACAUACGUUGGACACAGUUGGUUUGCCGUUCACGAGGGGGACGUUGACUAUUUAGUCAUUGAAAUUGUCGAAGUGCGAAGAAUAAAAUGGCUGACCAACUGACUGAGGAGCAGAUUGCUGAGUUCAAGGAGGCCUUCUCACUGUUCGACAAGGACGGCGAUGGCACCAUCACCACCAAGGAGCUGGGCACUGUCAUGCGCUCUCUGGGACAAAACCCUACUGAGGCAGAGCUACAGGACAUGAUCAACGAGGUGGACGCCGAUGGUAACGGGACAAUCGACUUCCCAGAGUUCCUGACAAUGAUGGCGAGGAAGAUGAAGGACACAGACAGCGAGGAGGAGAUCAGAGAAGCCUUCAGAGUCUUUGAUAAGGAUGGGAAUGGCUACAUCAGUGCGGCAGAGCUGCGCCACGUCAUGACCAACCUCGGGGAGAAGCUCACAGACGAGGAGGUGGACGAGAUGAUCCGCGAGGCCGACAUUGACGGAGACGGACAGGUCAACUAUGAAGAGUUUGUGCAGAUGAUGACAGCCAAGUGAAGUAGACUGUGCUCUCACAUUUCUCUCUUACAUUGCUUGUCCUCCUAAGAUCACGCUGUCUUUAAGAAAACAAAACAAUAAUCAAGCCAAAAUGUAAAACUCAAUGAUUCAAUGUACAAAAUUAUUUAAUAAAAAAACAAAUCCACGUACUUCUAGGGUAUCUGUUUUAAGAGUAACUGCAGAUGAAUCCCUAACAGAAGUUAACGGACCAAGCUUUAACGAGGCAUGAGGCCCUUACUCCAGAGUAAGAUCCUUGGGAGUCUCCCAGAUGCCGAAGAAAUUUGAGGAAAGGGCAACACAGAUGAGGGAUAGGAAUCCAUGCCCCCCCCCCCCUUGCCCUCAGAACAGCUUCAAUUCAUCAGGGCAUGGACUCUACAAGGUGUCGAAAGCGUUCCAUAAGGAUGCUGGCCCAUGUUGACUCCAAUGCUUCCCACAGUUGUCAAGUUGGCUGGAUGUCCUUUGGGUGGUGGACCAUGGUUGAUGCACACAGGAGCGUGAAAAUCUCAGCAGUAUUGCAGUUCUUGACAUACUCAAACUGGUGCGCCUGGCACCUACUACCAUACUCCCUUCAAAGGCACUUACAUCUUUUGUUUUGCCCUCUGAAUGGCACACAUACACAAUCCAUGUCUCAAGGCUUAAAAAUCGUUUUUUUAACCUGUCUCUUCCCCUUUAACAACUUGCAUCAAUAAGGGAUCAUAGCUUUCACCUGGUCAGUCUAUAUCAUGGAAAGAGCAGGUGUCCCUAAUGUUUUGUACUCUCGGUGUGUAAUAUACACAUGUAUGUAAAAAUGCUAACAGUUGGUGCAAGAAUUAGUGGGAAAGGUUGCUUUGGUGCUCGGUUGAGGAGAGAAUUCACCCAUUCCUAAGGGGUUGUGGGGAGUUGAUAGAAAAGCACUAGUUGAUUGGUUGGUUUUCAUUGUAUUUUGCAUUGUUUCGGCAGGCUGUUGUCUUUCAUUCUCAAACAAGGCUUUUAAUUUCCCAGCACCACUGACCUAUGGCAUAGGAGUACCGAGAUGUACAGUUUCAGAAUGUUGAUUAUGGUAGUACACUUUGAGAGCAUUGCUGUGAAGAUAUUCUAUCUUUCUUAUAUCCUGAUACAAAUAUGAAUGUCAUGCUUUUUAAAUGUAUGUUAUCAAAUGUUAACGUAUAAAUGAAUUACACAUUUUGGUCACCCAAAUAUAUAUAUUAGUGUAUCGUAAACUUUGCAUGACCUAUUGUUGAUAUAGAAUGACCUGUGAAAUGUUUUGAAAUGUGCCAUAAUACUCUAAAGCCUCAACCUGGCAAGAGAACUUAGUAAAUUAGAACAUAUUAUGAAUAUACAGUAUAAGCUAUAUACAGUACAUACCUAUUUGCACUUUGGUGUAAACCGUAUAUUUGAACAUGUUCUGUAAAAAAAGACAAUGUUGCUGCUGCUAGAACAACUAAUUUGUCUCGUGCUCCUGUGGAUUUGUUAGAUCCUCAUGUUGUCGUCAAGUGUUCACAUCUUUUAUCCGUGCUCCGCUUGCUGUUCUGCUGAACAGAGUAUAUAUUCACUAAUAUAUUUAUUUUUGUCGGUGAGUUGAAAAACUAAAUCAGUUUGACGGGUAUAAAUUAGGGGUUGCAUUUUUUAUUAUUUGGGGUUGAGUGAAAGGAAUGCUAGGAGAGGUACUGAAUCGUUGCGUGAAAGACAACUUGUGGACUAAAACUAUCUGGCUAGCUUUUACUGGUUGGCUAACUUUGAUCUACAGGUUGGAAAAGACACAUGGUUAAGGACUGUUAAACCUCUGGAGGUAGUGUACAAAUUUAAAGAUGUGAAAUCUUAAUGUUUGCCAUGAAUAAAUACAUUUACUGAACUUCA